CCCGCACUCUCCUUUUCUGCCUGGUCAGGGCGCUGAAGGAUGUCGAGGCCUGCCCGGUCCACACGAAUCGCGGCACGGCAUUUCGCUUCUGUGGCGGCGCAAGGUGCACCGUUCCGGGUCGCACCCGCAACAGCACCGCUGAGCCCGCCUGGCACCGACACGAGGUGGGCCCCCCCUCGCAAGCUGCGAGGGCCGCCAGAGCCCCUCGCCGCGGGCAGCCCCGGCGUCCAGGCGCGCGGGCCGAGGCGCCAGGCUGCGCCGGAGCCCGCAGCUCGUCGCGGCAGCAGAGUACAGUUCGGGCGUUGGCAGGACUGUGUUUACAGCGCGGCGGCGGAAGGCUGAGGGCGGCUGGGAGGGAGGGGGCUGGGAGUGCUCCAGGCUACGGGAACAGGCUCCGAGGCUACGCUGGCUGUAUGAAGGCCCUUCGCCAACCACGCACGCGAAGCUCAGGGAUGGUAUGCGCCUCGCUUUGACAACAUGCGUGCUCGGACGUCGUGGUGAAACGAAUAACUUGCCGUGUGGGGUGCAAAGCCGCUCGCAACAGCAAGUAACGAGGAAGAGAGGAGUCAAGACCUACUUGAUGGAGCAAGCCAACAUUCUAAUCGGCAAGUUUUUAAAAGUCCAGGGCAAACUGGACAGGUUGAAUAGGUCAGACGACGAUUGCAAACUAGAACCACGCGCGCGCUUCGCACGCGCUCAGGUUUUCGGAGAGACGCAGUGCGAACCAGACGCGCGUCAUGAACAACACAGCG
Molecule: messenger RNA, 752 nt
Organism: Prorocentrum cordatum
Lineage: Eukaryota; Dinophyceae; Prorocentrales; Prorocentraceae
Source: the annotation of a GenBank genome assembly